Scutellospora calospora is the source of this 121-nucleotide messenger RNA. Lineage: Eukaryota; Fungi; Glomeromycota; Glomeromycetes; Diversisporales; Gigasporaceae. The record is from the annotation of a GenBank genome assembly.
UGAAGAAUGGCAUACUGCUAUUAAUAUAGCUGCAGGAAUUGAAAAUAUUAUUAAUGAAAUUAGUGAAAAUAAAAUUGUUGCAAUAAUUACAGAUAAUGCCAAUAUGAUGAAAGCACUAUAG